Exophiala mesophila is the source of this 1317-nucleotide messenger RNA. RefSeq lists its product as uncharacterized. The transcript has 2 exons. The record is from RefSeq and is a predicted model, not a curated record. The coding region runs from base 1 to 1317 and encodes 438 amino acids. NCBI's taxonomy places the organism in Eukaryota, Fungi, Ascomycota, Eurotiomycetes, Chaetothyriales, Herpotrichiellaceae.
AUGGCUUCUGUCGAUUGCUUAGCUAGGGCUGCGAUCUAUGCAAGGAGACCAAUUGUUCAAGUGGCCGCUCUAUUCCUACUGUUCUGGGUCCUUCUACGCAGUCUCACAUCCUUUGGCGUCAUUGUGAGUCCAUCAGAUCCAGCGAACACCGAAACCCAUGCCCCCUCCCAUCUUUCGGCUAACAAUCUCAACCACAAUCAGACAAGUUCAUUUUGUGGCUUGACCCAACAACCCCAGAUCGAGAUCGCCCACACUUCCGGGACAACACGACCAGCCCCAGCUUUUCCUCCGCCAGAGAACACGAACUUUCGUGCUCCCGACACCAUCGACACAUUCCAGCAUUACACUUACCGGAACCACAGCAAUUGUCAGAUUUCCUCGCUCGAUCUCCACUCCGCUUUCUCCCCAUUAUGUCCGACCCGCCAUGAUUUCCUGCGUGCAUUUUCUGGUGGAGGGAGAAUUGGCUUUGAUCGUCCCUUUAUACCCCUCGACUGCGACAUGCGAUGGUUUACCACCGAUGAGAUAUGUGACAUCCUGUCUCGCUUCGAAAAGAUCAUUGUCGUCGGGGACAGCAUGAUGAGGCACGUUGUAGGCGCAUUGAACGUGCUACUUCGUAAGGACUUGGGCUAUGGUGCAGUCACCAAUUGGAACUUUGAUGAUCAGGAAUUACGAGAUUGUUUCUGCAAUCAUCAGAUGGAUGUCAAAUCCUGUUCUGUCCAAGGCAUUUUCUCUACCGAAUCAGUUCUCCAGAACGACCCCGACUCUUUCGCCUGUUGGAACCCCGAGCCCAACAAGUCCUCGCCUGUCAAUCUCGUCAUCGAAAUGAUGCUCCGCUUUCCCCUCGACCCGAAUGAGGUUAGCCGCUUUCAAGACCUCCUCUCCGCGAAAAAGCCUAAGCGACCAUACGCAUUUGUGUUUGGACACGGACUCUGGAACGAUCUCGAUAUCCAAGCGACGGUCAAUUGGCUAGAUGGAAUUCUCGAAUCUGCGUCACAGAAAGCACCGUAUCUUGAUCGGCGCCACCAUCAGCGACCCUCGUCGGCUGUGCUCUGGCCAAAGUUAUUCAUCCCACCCAAUGCUGCAGGGAUCAAGAAACCAGACCAGUGGCUGGUAUCGCAGGGCGACAAGGCAUUAAUGGUCUUUGAGGAGAGUGUUAGAUUCGAGGCGGAAAAGAGAGGGGUUGAGACAAUGGGAACGUGGAACAUGAGUAUUCAAGCCACUAAAUAUGACGGCGUCCAUCUGGACCUGAAGGGAAACCUCGUCAAGGCCAUGGGUGUUGUCAAUUGGUUGAAUUUGAUUGAUGUCGGAAGUUGGUGA